Molecule: messenger RNA, 1598 nt
Organism: Exophiala oligosperma
Lineage: Eukaryota; Fungi; Ascomycota; Eurotiomycetes; Chaetothyriales; Herpotrichiellaceae
Exons: 2
Coding region: 162-1598 (478 amino acids)
Cellular component (GO): endoplasmic reticulum
Molecular function (GO): oxidoreductase activity
Source: RefSeq, a predicted model, not a curated record
GUUUACCAGGUGGCAGUCUGUCUUUCGUUGUCGUCAGAGUCAAAUCGGCACAUUCUGGCCAUCUUCAACUGCACAACACCCAUUCAAUCACUUCUACCUAGAUUCUCACUUACUCUCUCAAGGCUAUUUCAGGAGUAUUCUCUAUUCAUCCGUUGAAGGCCAUGUCAGAACACAAAGAACUCAAGGCGGAAUGGAAGAACGAGGUCGAGGUCAAGACAUACAAGCAAUCCGACGUUGCCAAACACAACACCAAAAAGGACAACUGGAUCAUUAUUCACGGAAAGGUGUACAACGUCACCGACUACUCUAAAGACCUCCCGGGCGGCCUCGAUACUCUGGUCGAGGUCGCUGGCACCGAUGCCACGAGCGCGUACGAGGACGUCGGUCACUCUGAAGAUGCUGCCGAGAUCAUGCACAAGUUCCUGGUCGGCGUGAUCGAAGGGGCCAGCACCGAUGGCGGUUCCGGGGGAGGUUCGAAGACCGGCAGUAGGUCCGAGGCUGCCAGAAGUGUUGUGGUGAGGAGGCAUCAGGGGUCUCAAGGAAAAGAGGCUGCCGCCCCCUCUGCCCAGAGUCGAGCAGAACUGGCCGCGGUAGCAGCGGGCAGUGCAGGGUUGACGGUCAUGGUGAACAGUUACAUCCUACCGUUCCUGAACACUCAUGGUUUCUUCCCGGCCGUCCACAUUCCCCAUGGGGCUUUCACCCACGGCUUUUUGACUGCCACCGCAUCAUUGGCCGUCGCGGCCGCGGCUGGCGCCACGUGGCUGUCGAGGGCGAGCAAAGAGAAAUCGUUCAGCUCAUUUGCGGCGCACCUCUCGACGGCAGACCCAAGCGGACCGUUCCAGCCGAAGGGCUGUCUGAAGCAGUCCGCGUACCAACAGUUCCGACUCCGACACAAGGAGGAGCUGUCGGACGGCAUCUGGCGGUUCGUGUUCGACCUGCCCACCAAGUAUUCGAUCUUGGGCCUACCGAUCGGCCAACACGUCGCCAUCAAGACGACCGUCGACGAACACUCGGUCGUGCGAAGCUACACCCCCGUCUCCAACAACCGUGACCUGGGCCGGCUCGAACUCCUCGUCCGGGUUUAUCCCCAGGGACUCAUGGGCAACUGUCUGAAAAGCCUGGACAUUGGUCAGACGGCCUCCAUCCGUGGACCAAAAGGUGCCAUGCGUUACCGUCGCGGCAUGAUCAAGGAAAUCGGCAUGGUCGGCGGUGGCACGGGAAUCACCCCUCUCUUUCAACUGAUCCGGGCCAUCUGUGAGGACAAGAAAGACUCCACCAGAGUCUCGCUCGUCUACGGCAAUCGAAGCGAAACCGACAUCAUGCUCCGCGACAAGCUCGACGCCUACGCGAGAGACUGCCCGGACCAGUUCCGUCUUCUCUAUCUGCUCGACGCGCCCUCACCGUCGUGGACCGGCGGAAAGGGUCACGUCACCAAAGACGUGCUCAAGGAAUACAUGCCCAAGCCUUCUCCCGACUCGAAGGUACUCCUCUGCGGCCCGCCGGGCAUGGUCAACGCCAUGAAGAAGAACCUGGUGGAGUUGGGUUUCGAGGCCCCAGGUGCUGUGGGAAAGAUGACGGAUCAGAUCUUUUGUUUCUAA